UUUCAUUUCUCGGCUCCAAAGGCUAACAACACCUACCAACGACCAUUUCAUUCAUCCGCCCAAAAAAUAAUAAACGAAGAGAAAAAACAGCUACUUUUGGAUCAUUUGGGAACAUUGCUCGUGCUUGAGCUGAGCGUACAAACACCCAUUUUUUCUCAUCCAAUUUGCCGUACAAGGGAAAUAGCGCAAGGCGAAAGAAAACAAUUGAAAGAAGUGGAAGAGUCAAGUGUGAGGUGUGAGAUCUAUGGCUGACGAAUAUAAUAUGAUUUCCGAACUCAGUGAGUUUGAUAACCUCAGUGCUGUAAUUGGGUUUGAGGCUUUCUCAAGUGGGAAGAAGAGGAAGAGAAUGAAGAUGAAGAAGAAUAAGAGGAAGAGGAUGAAUCAGUUUGUGAUUGAUGAUUUAGACGACUUGACUGUUAAUAUGGUAGACAAAGCAAAGCAAGUGAACAUUGGUCAACAUCCAGAAAUGGUGUCAAUGGAAACGGUGGAAACGGAAUCACAUGUGACUAAAAACAGUUCUGUUUUACAGAAGCGCCUUCGUCGAGCUAGAUAUUUUGAUCCUCCUCAAGAAAGUAGUUGUGUGUGUCGUAAUUGUGGCGAAGAAGGGCAUAGAGAAAACAACUGCAGAGCACAAAAGCGAAAGAGACCAUGCUUUGUCUGUGGAACUUUUGAGCACAGUUGGAGACGUUGCAAGCUGCGUCGGAAUUGCUUUUUAUGUAAAGAACGAGGCCAUGUUGCUAGACAUUGCCCCAAUGGAAACCAAGUAGAUAAUCCAAGUCCUAUAAUUUGUCUUAGAUGUGGGGACUCUGGACAUGAUAUGUUUUCAUGCCCCAAUGAUUAUUGUCCUAGUGAUAUCAAGGAAAUACAAUGUUAUGUUUGCAAGUCUCUCGGCCACCUAUGUUGUGUCGAUUCGCGUAGUGGAAUUCUAAUUUCUGACUCUUGUUACAACUGUGGCCAGUCUGGACAUUUGGGUUCAGGAUGCACGAAAACACGUAAAGACAUCCGUGGCGUUUCAAUCAAGCUUUGUCCCACUAAUUUGGAGAAGCAGGUCAUUUUGGCAGAAAAUUCUCAAAUUGUGAAGCUCGGGAAGGAGAUGGAUGAUCGUGUUGGCCUCAACUUGGAAGUAUUUUCUGCUUGAAUGAAUGAGAAAAAUAUAAUGCAGAAACUUUUGGAGAUCAAGAGAAAACUGGAUCCGAUAUGAGAAACAAGACAAGAAUGCGACCGCAGGCUAAUCAAAAUGGAGAUUGUAGCUUGUCUAGCACCAGUGCAGUGGAGAGGCUCCAUAAAAAUGGUUCUGAUCUCAACCCUGCAAAUUUCCCAGUACUGGAUGUGACCCUCUUUUAAGUUCUAUUUCAUUGUAAAGAAGUCAAAUAUUUUGUGGAAAUUCCAACUUCAAAAGCUUGGAUCCAAAGUAUGGAUGUUGAGAUUUGGUAAUUGGGAACAAUGGAACAGAGGCUGGAAGUGAGAAGCUGAAGUUUGGUUCUAUCUGAAUUUCAAUGCAAAGCUGUAUCUGUAUCCGAGUGGUACAAGCAAAAGAGGCAUAGGCCGUGUGGUGUUAGGAAGUAGGAGCUUCAUCUUAUAGGCAUUGUAUUGUAUACAGGUAAGUUUUAAAAUAUGAUAUGAAAAGAUGUACUUUUAAUGCAAUAUGAUGUUUAAAAAAUACCAUCUUAUAUGUUA
This is a messenger RNA of Humulus lupulus (European hop), 1677 nucleotides long. RefSeq lists its product as uncharacterized. NCBI's taxonomy places the organism in Eukaryota, Viridiplantae, Streptophyta, Magnoliopsida, Rosales, Cannabaceae. Gene Ontology annotation, molecular function: nucleic acid binding; zinc ion binding. The transcript is spliced from 7 exons. The record is from RefSeq and is a predicted model, not a curated record. The coding region runs from base 245 to 1138 and encodes 297 amino acids.